UAGAUCUGCUCCGGGCUGGCUGAGCAAUGUCUCCCUGAAGCAGCCCAAAUCCUGUUUCUGGGCGGUUCUCCGCUCGGAAUUGCCCUGAAAACUGGGUUAACUUGGGCUCAGAAAGGCAGAGAAACACUACCUUUUGUACCGGACUGGAAGAAAACUAAGAAGCAAGAGAGCAAUGGCGAUUCUGGCAAAGCUGACUGGGUGUAGCGGGCUGACGCUGCUGUGCCUUUUUCUGGAGCUGCGAUUGGACCCCGUGGCCGGGAGUAUUCUCUACUCGGUGGCAGAAGAAACAGACAAAGGUACCUUCGUGGGCGACAUCAGCAAGGACCUGGGGCUGGAGCCGCGGGAGCUGGCGGAGCGCGGAGUUCGCAUCGUCUCGCGAGGUAGGGCGCCCCUUUUCGCUCUGAGCGCGCGCAGCGGUGGCUUGGUCACGGCGGGCAGGAUAGACCGCGAGGACCUCUGUGCUCAGAGCGCACGCUGUCUGGUGAGCUUUAACAUCCUUGUGGAAGAGAAAAUGAAGCUUUUCCCUGUCGAAGUGGAAAUAAUUGAUAUUAAUGACAACACCCCUCGAUUCCAGUUAGAAGAACUGGAAUUAAAAAUGAAUGAAAUAACCUCUCCAGGCACCAGGAUCCCUCUGCCUUUUGGGCAAGACCUUGAUGUGGGUGUGAACUCUCUCCAGAGCUACCAGCUCAGCUCCAACCCUCAUUUCUCCCUGGAUGUGCAACAGGGACCUGAUGGGCCCGAACGCCCAGAGAUGGUACUGCAAACGCCCCUGGACAGAGAGGCAGCAGCUGUCCACCACCUGGUCCUCACCGCUUCUGACGGGGGCAACCCAGUCCGUUCAGGGACUCUGCGCAUUCGAGUUCAGGUGGUGGAUGCGAAUGACAACCCUCCAGCGUUUACUCAGGCAGAAUACCACAUAAGUGUCCCGGAAGAUGUGCCACUGGGCACUCAGCUGCUUGUGGUCAAUGCCACCGACCCAGAUGAGGGAGCCAAUGGGGAAGUAACAUACUCUUUUCACAACAUAGAUCACAGAGUGGCCCAGAUAUUCCAGUUGCAUUCCUACACAGGAGAAAUAUCAAAUAAAGAGCCGCUGGAUUUCGAAGAAUACAAAAUUUACCCAAUGGAGAUUCAAGCCCAGGAUGGUGCUGGGCUCAUGGCCAGAGCUAAGGUGUUAGUCAAAGUUCUGGAUGUAAAUGAUAAUGCCCCAGAUGUGAGCAUCACUUCUGUCACCCCUGCAGUCCCAGAAAACUUCCCGCCUGGGGCUGUAAUUGCUCUAAUCAAUGUGCAUGACCAGGACUCCGAAGACAAUGGUCACACCACAUGCUCCAUUCCUGGAAACCUACCCUUUAAAUUGGAAAAGCUAGUAGAUAACUAUUACCGAUUGGUGACAGAAAGGACUCUGGACAGAGAACUUACCACUGGGUACAACAUCACAGUAACAGCAACAGACCAGGGAACUCCUGCUCUGUCUACUGAAACUCACAUUUUGCUGAUAGUGACGGAUAUCAAUGACAAUGCCCCAGAAUUCCAUCAGGACUCCUAUUCUGCCUAUAUUCCUGAAAAUAACCCCAAAGGUGCCUCCAUCUUCUCUGUAAAGGCUCAUGAUGCUGACAGCAAUGAGAAUGCACAGGUCACUUACUCCCUGGUGGAGGACACCAUCCAGGGGGCGCCCCUGUCCUCCUACAUCUCCAUCAACUCUGACACUGGAGUCCUCUAUGCACUGCGCUCCUUUGAUUAUGAGCAGUUCAGGGACUUACAACUGAGAGUCACUGCGAGUGACAGCGGGGACCCACCGCUCAGCAGCAACGUGUCGCUGACCCUGUUCGUGGUGGACCAGAAUGACAACGCCCCUGAGAUCCUGUACCCCACCCUCCCCACCGACGGCUCCACAGGGGUGGAGCUGGCGCCCCGCGCAGCAGAGCCCGGAUACCUGGUGACCAAGGUGGUGGCAGUGGACAGAGACUCGGGCCAGAACGCCUGGCUGUCCUACCGCCUGCUCAAGGCCAGCGAGCCGGGGCUGUUCGCCGUGGGGCUGCACACGGGCGAGGUGCGCACGGCGCGCGGCCUGCUGGACAGAGACGCGCUCAAGCAGAGCCUCGUGGUGGCCGUCCAGGACCACGGCCAGCCCCCGCUCUCGGCCACCGUCACGCUCACCGUGGCCGUGGCCGACAGCAUCCCCGACGUGCUGGCGGACCUGGGCAGCCUCAAGCCUUCCGCCAGUGCGGACGAGUCGGACCUCACGCUGUACCUGGUGGUGGCGGUGGCCGCGGUGUCCUGCGUCUUCCUGGCCUUCGUCAUCGUGCUGCUGGCGCUCAGGCUGCGGCGCUGGCACAGCUCUCGCCUGCUGCGGGCGUCGGGCUGUGGCGGGCUGGCGGGCGUGCCGGCCUCGCACUUUGUGGGCGUGGACGGGGUGCGCGCCUUCCUGCAGACCUAUUCCCACGAGGUGUCCCUCACGGCGGACUCGCGGAGCAGCCACGUGAUCUUCCCGCAGCCCAACUACGCGGACACGCUGCUCAGCAUCAGCCAGGAGAGCUGUGAGAAAAAGGAUUUUCUGUCAGCACCGCAGUCUCUCCUGGAGGACAGGAAGGAAGCGCUUUCUCAGGGGGCUGAGCGUUUGGCCCGCAAACUUCGGUGCGGCAAAGAAAUUCGGUCCCGCAGUCCACAAGUUCCGCAGUGGCCUGGGCCCUCUGAGUGCUGAUCAUCUCAGACCCUGAACCAUAAAGAUUGGAAUCCCGCACUG
Molecule: messenger RNA, 2740 nt
Organism: Oryctolagus cuniculus (rabbit)
Lineage: Eukaryota; Metazoa; Chordata; Mammalia; Lagomorpha; Leporidae
Source: RefSeq, a predicted model, not a curated record